ACUCGCGGGGUGACUCCAUGCGCCUCACCAGGGGGAGCGUGCGUGUGCGUGCGCAUGUGGGUGGGGGGGCCGGAGAGUGAGGAAGGCUGCGACGGGUUGGGGCGUUCCUCCAGGAUGCUGAGCACAUCGCCACCUCUAUGCCGAGGCGUCACAACGCCUUAGGGCGGACAUCCCCUGUGUUUGCCUCUCUUUCUUUCUUUUUUUUUUAGAUGUAAGAGAGCAGUGGAAGAGAGACCCCCACCUCAGAGAAACAAAACACGUGAGCAGUUCAGCUGAGGAGCAGAAGCUUGCGCACUGUGGAUGAAUGACUUGGAGUGAACAAAAGACUGGUGUAACUUUAUGUAGGUCACACGUGAGCACUUCCCUCUGCCUGUCAAGUGUCUCAGCAAGAACAACAACCAGGAAGAAGAAGCAGCAGCAGCAGCAGAAGGAGGAGGACGACCAAGAGGAGGCUUGGCAGAGGCGCGGCGAUGCUCGGCGGGACGUGAUGCCCGACGACACGCUGGCGCUCCUCCGCAACCGCUCGGAGGAGGCGCGAGUCCUGACCGGCGGCGGCAGCGGCCCUCAGGGGGGUGGGCGGCCUGCCUGGGUCAUCGGCAUCCUAGCCAGCGUGCUCAUCUUCACCACCGUGGUGGACGUGCUGGGCAACCUGCUGGUCAUCAUCAGCGUUUUCCGCAACCGGAAACUGAGGAACUCGGGUAACGUUUUUGUGGUGAGUUUGGCCUUCGCUGACCUGGUGGUGGCGUUCUACCCGUACCCUCUGGUCCUCUACGCUCUCUUCCAUGACGGAUGGGCGCUAGGCAACACGCAAUGCAUGGUGAGCGGCUUCCUGAUGGGCCUGAGUGUGAUCGGCUCCAUCUUCAACAUCACGGGCAUCGCCGUCAACCGCUACUGCUACAUCUGCCACUCCUUCUCCUACAGCCGCCUGUACAGCUACCGCAACACGCUGCUCUUCGUGGCCUUAAUAUGGGUGUUGACCGUGGCGGCCAUCGUGCCCAACUUCUUCGUGGGCUCGCUGCGCUAUGACCCGCGUGUCUACUCCUGCACCUUCGCCCAGAACGUCAGCAGCUCCUACACGGUGGCCGUGGUGGUGGUGCACUUCCUGGUGCCCAUUGCCGUGGUCACCUUCUGCUACCUGCGCAUCUGGAUACUCGUGAUUCAGGUGCGUCGCAAAGUGAAGACGGAAGAGAGCCCUCGCCUACGCCCGAGCGACCUGCGCAACUUCAUCACCAUGUUCGUGGUGUUUGUGCUGUUCGCCAUCUGCUGGGCGCCGCUCAACCUGAUCGGGCUGGCGGUGGCGCUGGACCCGUCGCGCGUGGUGCCGCUGAUCCCCGAAUGGCUCUUCGUGGUCAGCUACUUCAUGGCCUACUUCAACAGCUGUCUCAACGCCGUCAUCUACGGACUGCUCAACCGCAACUUCCGCAACGAGUACAAGCGCAUCGUCACCUCGGUGUGGGUGACGCGCCUCUUCGUCACCGAGACGUCGCGGGCCGCCACUGACGGCCGCAGCCUGCGCAGCAAGCAGUCUCCGCCGCCGCCACUCAACAACAACGAGUCGAUAAGGGAUCGAGUCAACAACAAAGACUGAACGCGUUAGCGUCAUAACAGAACAAUCCCAUCGGUCAUGAACGGCCUAAACUUCCAAAGCCUCAAAUACGUCCGACUUGCAUCACUUGAAAGCCAACUUAGUAAAAACAGAACUGAUAAUCAGGGUAUUUAGUAGAAAAAAAAAUAUUCCAGGAACUUUUAGUUCUUGCUAUUUCCUUGCCCAACAUUUGUGACAGAGGCUUGCCCUGUUCACAGUAUUUUUUUAAUGGAAAAUUUAAAAAUGUUAACAGCUGUUCUGCUAGCAUAUAGCAGGAUAGCACAAUACAAAAAACGUGAGAAUUAACAAGAGGCUAACAGCCGGCAUGCGAACAUCAUUGUGGUUUUCUUUGAAAAAACAGCAACAAGUCCAAAAGUGUUAAUGUGAAUCGAUAUUUUCUAUCGUGCCCUUUGGUCGGGUAAUUUUUCAAAGGGAAAUUGAUGAAAAAACUAACAUGCUAAUAGUUAGCAUGCUGUCAAUCUGCACUGGAAUCCUCAUUUUCAUUUAGGAAAUAUCCUGUGCCUCUGGAUUACCUGCCUAAUGGGACUGUAAAUUGAAAGCUUACCUGGAGUGGGUAUGCUAACAUAGAAUGCUAACUACCUGCAACUGUAUAUCAUUUAAAAAUCAAACCAGAGAUGAUAAUCAGGGUGUCGUCAUGUACUCUUACCAGAAUUUAAGCAGGAAACACAACAACAAUAGUCAACUCUGAGUUGGUACUACCUGAUAUGAGCCUCAAAAUCCAAUUCUGGCAAAAGUGGGAAAAUGACAUGGCCUGUUCUGAUGUAUACUGCCGUAUACGAAGCCAAAAUGUAGACAAACUUAGUAAAGUUGUUCUCCACUCACCUCGUGUUAGCAAACAUGGCUGGCUCCUCGCGUGCUGCGUGUGAUGUAGCAUCUUAAGGACGCCUCCCAAUGGACAAUCUGUCAAUUGAAGAUGAGAAUUGUAGAUUAUUUGAUUGCAUUUUAACUGGACUGUAUUGUAAUCAUAAAUAAUACCUUCAUGUAAUCUAGUUAAUUUUUUAAAUGAAGAAACGAUACAAAGUAACCAACUAAAUUAAAUUACAUGACAAUUUUCUGUUUUAAAAUAAAUCAGUACUUUAGUUUUGACUGUAGUCCAUUAAUUUAUGUUUUAUGUACAUUAAUAACUAGAUUAAAAUCAGAUACUAUACAUAGCACUGAAUCGGCUUUUAAUUGGACAUCAACGCUAUGCAAUCCCAUAUUGAAAUUGGUAAUGCUUUCUCUUCUUCAUCACACGCAGUUCACUCAUAUCUAUAUUUUUUGUGGGUAGUUUAUUUUCAUAUGAAGGAAAUAUUCUGUGGAAUUUAUAGCGUCUCUUGUUCUUGUUGUUAUUCAAUGACAUUCAUUGCCGCUUCUUCUCGCCAUCUCAGGGCGCCCUUUUUGUUUUUUAUUUCAAAAAUGUAACGAGAAUAUUUUGUAAAUUAGUGUCACUGUGGACUUUUAAUUGAUGUCAAUGGAUGUUUUUAUGGAAAUGUUUUUAAAAUGCUCUCCCACGCUGACGGGAGUUCAUGUCACGCCAUUAAAAGUUUGAUAUUGG
Syngnathus acus (greater pipefish) is the source of this 3140-nucleotide messenger RNA. RefSeq names its product melatonin receptor type 1B-B-like. The record is from RefSeq and is a predicted model, not a curated record. Bases 305 to 1588 code for a protein of 427 amino acids. The transcript is spliced from 4 exons. Gene Ontology annotation, biological process: G protein-coupled receptor signaling pathway. Lineage: Eukaryota; Metazoa; Chordata; Actinopteri; Syngnathiformes; Syngnathidae. Gene Ontology annotation, cellular component: membrane. Gene Ontology annotation, molecular function: melatonin receptor activity.